AGCUAAUAGCACAAACCGUGCCCUGAGCAUCCUAAGAGAGAAACAGAGAGCUUCUGAGAUGGCCUCCACCAGCUCCAAGCAGCUUCAGGCUCCUACCCUCCUCUUGGUGGCAGUUCUGCUCUUCCUCGUCUGCGCUACAAGGGUCCAAGCAGCAAGGCCGGAACCGAGAGCGAAGGACCACAUGCCACAGGCCGAGCUGGCUGUCUCCGCCGCCACUGUAGUUGGUGACGAGAAGAGUUGCUCGGGGCCCGGUAUGGAAAUGCAUGAAGCAGAGCCUGAGGCGAUGGAGUGCGAGGGGGAGGAAGAAGGUGAGGAGUGUCUCAUGAGGAGGACACUGGUCGCUCACACCGAUUACAUCUACACCCAGGGGAAGCACAACUAAUUACUGAUGUGCUGGCUCAUGCCGAACAAGCUAGAACAAUGAAGUUCAAAGAAGAAAAAAGUUCGCAUGGUUCACGAGCUAGCCAACCUGAAGUUCUGCAGUGUCCUGUCUAGCUGUGGAUUAUCUUCAUAUAUACCUAGUCAUCUCUCACCCGUGUGAUUUUCCAUUCGCUUCUCGAGCUCAUCAUGUACCUGUACGUCCUGGAACUUUAAUCCGCCGUCUUGGCUUGAGAUGCUAAAUGGAAAUUCUAGACUGUUGUGCUCACUGUAAAUAUUGAAUCUGUACGUGUAGUCCUGUGCUUCAUCGGUUAUAAGAAAGUCUAGUCGUUUAUAUUGUC
Molecule: messenger RNA, 719 nt
Organism: Setaria italica (foxtail millet)
Lineage: Eukaryota; Viridiplantae; Streptophyta; Magnoliopsida; Poales; Poaceae
Product: phytosulfokines 2
Exons: 2
Coding region: 59-382 (107 amino acids)
Biological process (GO): cell population proliferation
Cellular component (GO): extracellular region
Molecular function (GO): growth factor activity
Source: RefSeq, a predicted model, not a curated record